AUUUGUGAAAAUAUUUCCAGCUUGUUCCAUGCCAUGGGAGGGGGUGUUAUUUCUAUUUUUUUACUUAAAUGGUCAUUUUUCUUUGCUCUGUGGGAUUUAUUUUCUAAUAAGAUAACAUUUUCUCCUCCUAAAACAAAAAAAAAUCCUAGAAAUGGAUUAGAUUUUGAACUUAAAAAGGAGACAGAAAAUGAUGCCUGGUCCCCUAUGAAAAGCAAUGGAAGGAUUCUGCUUUUCUGAUCUCACUGUCUUGACAAUGCUGGGAGACAUUUGGGAGAAGUUUCCAUCCCAAAUUCAAUUUUAAAUUUAAAUUCCCUCCAUUUCCAUACGUGCAAGGACACAAUCUUGAGAUCUAGAGACCUGGAAAGUAAAACCUUCUUCUUUCACAGUGAAAAUUGCUUUGUUUUUAUGUUUUGUUUCCCCCCCUACACUCCUCCAAAAUUAGAAACACUCGCAGAGUUCACGUCAGCUGGAGCAGCUGCGUUGUGAAACCACCAGGAAAAGGAGAACUUGUAGGGAAAACCACACCCCAGAUUUCCAAAAAAACGCCCUUCUCCAUCCACACACGCCCGGACACGCUGCUCCCUAUUCUCCAUCAUCUGACACAGCAGCCUCUGGUUGUUAUCUCUGGAUCAAAGCAAACACUCCGGGGGUAUAAAACCUGCCCUGCCCGAGCCCUGCUUGUUUUGGAGGCUCCCAGACCUGCCAGAGGAUGAAGCUUUUCCUCCUGGUCCUGCUCGGCAUCGCCCUGUGCACGGAGAGCGCUUCCUCCCUGACCUGCUUCUCGUGCAAGGAUGCAACUUCCAACAUCCAUUGUCUGGGCACCACCAAAUGCGGGGAGAACGAGAAGUAUUGUCUGACAACCUAUUCCAGCUCAGGAACCGGCAGUGACAGGAGCCAGAGAAUCACCAAGAAAUGUUCUGCAUUUUGCCCAACAAUUGACCUGAACAUCGGCAUCGCCGGCGUGGCCACCAGCUGCUGCGAGUCCUCCUUGUGCAACAUCAGUGGGGCCAGCAGUGUGAAAACCAGCUCCACCAUCCUCACCCUGGGGGUCCUGGCCAGCCUUGCCUGCAUCCUCAGGAUGGGUUUUUGAGUUGGUUUUUUUUUUUUUUUUUGGUGGGGGAGGAAAAUGAGCUGCUUGGCUUUGCAUGGCACGGUUCAAGCUGCGGUCCGUCGGGUGGGGAGUGCUGCCCUGUCACCUCCUACCAGGAGGUAUUUUUUUUGCUCUUUCCACGCUCUGAUGACAACACCAAAUGAUGUUUUUGGAGAGAGAGAGGGCUAAAAUGGAGCCCUGCACGUGCAGAAUGGCCCCAUGUGCUCACCAUCUCUCCUUCUCCUGGCAUUUAUAACUCCGUGCAUUUUUUUUUUGCCUUUCGUUUUAGCCCGGCCAUUCUCUUGUGCCAUUUUUUUUUUCCCCCCAUUUUCCACUCAGUAUAAUUUUGCUCUGAGAAAGCCUUUAAUAUUCCAGUUGUUAAACAGCAACUGGGCACAAUAAAGUGUUAUUUUAUCCUA
Oenanthe melanoleuca is the source of this 1509-nucleotide messenger RNA. RefSeq names its product lymphocyte antigen 6E-like. The record is from RefSeq and is a predicted model, not a curated record. NCBI's taxonomy places the organism in Eukaryota, Metazoa, Chordata, Aves, Passeriformes, Muscicapidae. Gene Ontology annotation, molecular function: acetylcholine receptor inhibitor activity. The coding region runs from base 710 to 1090 and encodes 126 amino acids. The transcript is spliced from 3 exons.